Messenger RNA from Jatropha curcas, 868 nucleotides. Its product is annotated as putative germin-like protein 2-1. Gene Ontology annotation, molecular function: manganese ion binding. The record is from RefSeq and is a predicted model, not a curated record. Lineage: Eukaryota; Viridiplantae; Streptophyta; Magnoliopsida; Malpighiales; Euphorbiaceae.
UAAAAACACAAUUUCUUUACUUAAUAAAUUGAAUAUAUUAUAGCGGAACUAAGAAGCUAUACUUUUGUUUGUAAUUUUCAUUAAUCAUGGCUUCCAAAGCUCUGUUAUUAUUUCUACUCUUAAUUGCUUUAGUUUGCAAUCCUACUUUUGCAUUCGAUAACAGUCCUCUUCAAGAUUUUUGUGUGGCAGAUAUAACUGGUCAAGUACGAGUGAAUGGUUUUCCAUGCAAGGACCCAAAGGAAGUUCAAGCAGAUGAUUUCUUUUUUGCUGGGCUUCAUUUACCUACCAACACAUCAAACCCAUUUGGUUUAGGGUCUAACAUACUUACAGCAUCUCAGUUACCAGGUUUAAACACUCUUGGGAUCUCUUUGGCUCGUGUAGAUUUUGCACCAUUGGGUGUUAGCUCUCCACACAUACAUCCAAGGGCUACUGAAGUUGUGACCAUUCUGGAGGGUACCCUAGAAAUGGGGUUUGUGACUUCUCUUCCAGACAAUCGUCUGAUCUCAAAGGUCCUUAAUAAGGGUGAUGUGUUCGUCGUCCCUCCUGGUCUUAUCCAUUAUGCAAGAAACCCUGGAAAGAGUAAUACUGCUGGUAUUGUUGCUUUUAGUAGCCAAAGCCCAGGGUUCCUUCUCAUCCCCCAGGCAGUGUUUGGAUCAAACCAUAAUAUUUCUAGUGAUAUUCUUGCCAAGUCUUUUCAGGUUGACGAGAAUGUCAUUUCUCAAAUUCGAGCCAAGUUCUAGAAAAAUUUACUAUUACCAAACAAUUAAUAUGAGGGUGUUCACUUAAUACUUAUUGGCCUGCAAGCUAUGUAAUAUUUUAUCUCUACUAAUGGACAAUUAAAAAAACAAGAAUUUAUAAUACAUUUUAA